AUGAGUGGAAUAGCUUUAAAAAUAACAGCACUUUUAGUGAGAACCAUUCUGAAACCCAUAUCAAAAGCAAUAUCCACGCAAGCUAAAAACAAUGAAACAUUUCGCAAAUAUUGCAUCUCUUUUGCCAAUCGACUUCACAAGACUGAUGUUAAAUUACGAAUGAACUUGUUGGGAGAAAAAAAAAUUAGAGUAAGACCUUUAAAUGAUAAUAAGGCCAUUGAACAAGGUGCAGCAUUCAUUUCGGAGACGUUUAUUUUCAGUGUUGCUGGUGGAUUAAUUUUUUAUGAAGCUUAUCGUAGUCGUAAAAAGGCUAGUGAUGAAAGAGAUGCUCUUGCUGAUGAUAUUACCAUAUUGCAAAACGAAAUUGAGUAUAUUAAGACUAAAUUGAGAGACUUGAAUAUUAAAUUGGAUGAUUAUAAAGUACCCGAGGGUUAUAAACCAAAAUAUGUCAAGAUUGGAAAUAGUGAUAGUUUACGCGAGAAACAACAGCAGGAGCAACAGCAACAAGAGAACCAGCAACAGGAUCAACGUGAUCAAAACACACAAGGGAAAUCGCAUUCAUCGCGGCAACAAGUACCGUCGCCUUCUUCUGCAUAA
Messenger RNA from Lodderomyces orthopsilosis Co 90-125, 597 nucleotides. RefSeq lists its product as uncharacterized. NCBI's taxonomy places the organism in Eukaryota, Fungi, Ascomycota, Pichiomycetes, Serinales, Debaryomycetaceae. Gene Ontology annotation, biological process: regulation of lipid metabolic process. Gene Ontology annotation, cellular component: mitochondrion. Bases 1 to 597 code for a protein of 198 amino acids. The transcript has a single exon. The record is from RefSeq and is a predicted model, not a curated record.